UACUUAUGUGCCCUUUAAUACUGGUUCAUUUAACUGUUUUGGCCUUAGUUUCCUAACGUUGCUCUACUUCUCUCCUCCGAGCAGUGUUACAGGGCCACCCGGAGGCGUACCCAGCCUAGCUAGGCUUCUGGAGGAGGCACCAGAAAACCCGGUUCUUUGCCCUUUGGGUCCUUGUGUUUGGUACCAUGCUGUGAUUGGCAGAGUCCAUCUCUCAUCCUGCAACUGUUGGACCACAGCUCCCGCACAGGCUUUGAAAGAGAGCAAACCUGGGUUCAGAAGGGAGAACGGCCGGACUGCGCCAGUGCAGGCUGUCCAUGUAACGCCAGCCCUGGCUGCAACAUCUGCAAGAGGUGGUUUUACCCCCUUUUGGUGAGGGGCAGGAGCUGGGUGCGCACCUCCCAGUGCCUGGGCUGGCUCCCGGGGGCGCUCCUGCCCGCAGGUGUCCGGCUCCACGCUCGGGCUCGGCUGGCGCUCGGUGCCACCGGCCACCCCCGAGGCCGGGGCAGGCCCCGGCGGGUGCUCAUGGGCGGAACCGAAAGUGAAAGCGAAAGCGGCGCUGGCCGCAGUGCGCAGGCGCGGCCGGCUCAGAGAACCUCUCCGCUGCCUGUCUGCCUAGAGACUGAUGACGCGUUGGCCCCGCGGGCCGGGGCUCUAUAAAAGACGGGGAGCGAGGGGUGCUGGGCAGCGUGCGGCGCGGUGCGGAGCGGUGGUUAUGGGGCUGCCUGGCGCCGUGCGGGGUCUGAUCGCGGUCUUGCUCGCCGUCCUGGUCACCCUGGGAGAGGCGGAUGAGGCACCAAAGGUGGAGGUGUACUCCCGCGAUCUUGUCACUAUGGGAAAGGAAAACACCCUCAACUGCUUUGUGAGUGGUUUCCACCCUCCAAAGAUUGAAAUCUCCCUCCUCAAGAAUGGGAAGCCCAUGGACAAUGUGAAGUACACGGACUUGUCCUUCAAUGACAAGUGGUACUUCCAGCGCCUGGCAUAUGCGCCCUUCACCCCCCAGCAGGGCGACGUCUACGUUUGCAGGGUGGCUCAUUCUGCCUUCAAGGAGCCGCAGUCUUUCCAGUGGGAUGCAGACUUCUAAGCUGUGUCUAGGAUAUCUGUGGUCUGAAAAGUUCUGCCUUGCAAGUCCAGAUCUUCUUGGAACUUCUGUCCUUUCUCCACAUCUCACUUGUGGAUCUGAUGAAGAGCAGCAAUCAUCUUCAGUGCACAAUUCCUUCUUUAAUAAAGCUUAUAAUUAUAAUGUCAUUUACCCAAAGCACUAUAGGAGGUAGGCUUGCUUUUUGAGCACAGAGCUAUAAAAGUCUGUAUUACUGAUUAAAAACCAGUCUUAAGUUCUUCAGUGCUCUGAGUUGCAUAGGAUUUUUAUCUCAAUAAAAUUGGAUUACUUCAGUGGGGUCUCUUGAAAAAGAAAGAAGUAUUCAAGGUUUAUGUGGGAUCUGCCUGGCCACAGCCUCCUACGUGGCUCUGAAGGGAAGGCAUCAAGUUAAAAAUAAAAGGGAAAAAGUAACUCUGGGGACACCGAGUCUGAUCUUAAAGUUGGGUGAGGAAGAGGAGGGGUGGGCAGGAUGUGGUGCUCACUUCAAGGGGAAGAGCUCCAGCUGAUGCCUCUUGGGAGUGUGUGUUGUAAAGCUGGGCUGAGGGGAAGGUGAUGUAUGUGUCAGUGACUUUCAUUUCUGGUUCUCUUCCAUGAGUGGUUGACCCCAUGGAGAAGUCCUAUUGGGGACAGUCUUCUACCAUACUGUGGGGGUUUGAUGGUACUAGUUCAAAAUGGUGCUACUUUGUAAUGUUCAUCAGCCUGCUUUUGUUCUAUGGAUAAAUGAGUAGGAUUGCUGCAUGAGCGUUGGAUCAAAGAGCAUCUCAUCAGCGUGGAUCCCAUGUAUGUGAACAAGGAUUCCUGGCAACUCAGUGGGUGUGAUCAAUCCCAUGUCUCUUCUUGCGUAUAUUAAGAUUUGCUAUGGCUGGUGUCGCAGAACGUACACUUGUGAUUUUGAGAGAUCUUGGCUUCUUUUGCAGCUUUGUCCAUUAUAACUGCAUUUUCUAUUAAAGAUUGGGAAAAUCCAAA
Messenger RNA from Strigops habroptila (Kakapo), 2062 nucleotides. It is a transcript of the gene B2M, whose product is annotated as beta-2-microglobulin. The record is from RefSeq and is a predicted model, not a curated record. Gene Ontology annotation, biological process: peptide antigen assembly with MHC class II protein complex; antigen processing and presentation of exogenous peptide antigen via MHC class II; positive regulation of T cell activation. The transcript is spliced from 4 exons. Gene Ontology annotation, cellular component: MHC class II protein complex. Bases 623 to 1081 code for a protein of 152 amino acids. NCBI's taxonomy places the organism in Eukaryota, Metazoa, Chordata, Aves, Psittaciformes, Psittacidae. Gene Ontology annotation, molecular function: MHC class II protein complex binding.